Oncorhynchus kisutch (coho salmon) is the source of this 6894-nucleotide messenger RNA. RefSeq names its product basic helix-loop-helix ARNT like 2 (gene bmal2). Gene Ontology annotation, cellular component: nucleus; transcription regulator complex; cytoplasm. The transcript has 16 exons. The coding region runs from base 669 to 2324 and encodes 551 amino acids. The record is from RefSeq and is a predicted model, not a curated record. Gene Ontology annotation, biological process: regulation of DNA-templated transcription. Gene Ontology annotation, molecular function: DNA-binding transcription factor activity; protein dimerization activity. NCBI's taxonomy places the organism in Eukaryota, Metazoa, Chordata, Actinopteri, Salmoniformes, Salmonidae.
CUCUCACCCCAAUUUAGAAAGAAAAUCCGUGAAGAGCCGUGCUUUUUUAAUGGGUGAUUUGAGUGCAGUGAUGCCUAACAAACGAAACCAUCUUUGGCCAGACGGUGGAUGGACGCUGUGUCUCCACUUCCGCAAGUUCACGGAUUUGUAGGUUACGUUGUGUCCCUAUUACACCGUGUACUUUCCUUUCACGUUUUUGUCUCCCCGAUCGCUCCACCCUUGGAAGAAUAAAUCAGUCAAUUAUACAACACACUGCCCCCCUCUUCCCUCCACACUAUCCAAUACUACCGCCUUAUCCACAUGCAUUGGAGUCUUGGGCCCCGGCGUACCGGCUCCAGCCAUGUCGGCAAGGAAUGCAGCGGCUGGCGGCGGUGACAGAACGACAGGGGAACAGACAGGGGAUGUGUUGGUGGAGGAAAACCAAAGCCAUUCUGUCUCUCUGCCCAGCUUGAUGACCCCCACCUCAGCCGCUGGCAUGACCUCAGGAAUGGAACUGCCCCGGAAACGCAAGGGAAGCAUGGACAUGGAAAUCAAAUCAGCCUCCAAUCUGGUUGCAGAUAUGAAAGAUGAAGAAGACCGAUCUGAAGGGGAGGACUCUCAGGCUAAAAUCAAAUGCUUCAGGUAUCUGGGUUACUCAUUGACCACAAACUGGGAACUUUUUUGGUGUUAUGGAGCCUCACAGCCAGAUCGAGAAGCGGCGCCGGGACAAGAUGAACAAUCUGAUCGACGAGCUGUCAGCCAUGAUUCCCACCUGUAACCCCAUGUCCCGCAAGUUGGACAAACUCACCGUGCUCAGGAUGGCUGUGCAGCACCUCAAAUCCCUCAAAGGUUCCACCUGUUCCUUUGCUGAAGCCAAUUAUAAGCCUUCAUUCCUCCCUGAUGACGAGCUCAAACACCUCAUUCUCAAGGCUGCAGACGGGUUCCUGUUCGUAGUGGGUUGUGAUCGCGGAAAAAUAGUCUUUGUCUCAGAGUCCAUCAACAAGACACUGAAUUACAGCCAGACGGAACUGAUUGGACAGAGUCUCUUUGACUACAUUCACCCAAAGGACAUGGGGAAAGUAAAGGAGCAGCUCUCAGCUUCUGAGUUAUAUCCCCGCGAGAGACUAAUAGAUGCUAAAACGGGCCUGCAGGUCCAGGCUGACCUCCCGGUCGGAGCAGCUCGGCUGUGUCCGGGGGCGCGACGCUCCUUCUUCUGCCGCAUGAAGUACCACAAGAUCUCAGUCAAACAGGAGGACAAGGAAUUCCAGUCCAGCACAUCGAAAAAGAAAGAGUCUGAGAAGUACUGCACUGUCCACUGCACAGGCUACAUUCGCAGCUGGCCCACCAGUCAGCUGGGGGAGGAUGGGGGUGAGGGGGAGACUGACAAGGACAGCUCCCACUUCAGCUGCCUGGUGGCCGUGGGCCGUGUCCACCUCCACGCCGUCUCUCUUGUCAACGGGGCCAACGAGGUCCUGGUCAAAGCAACGGAGUUCGUCACGCGCUACGCCAUGGAUGGCAAGUUCACCUUCGUCGACCAACGAGCCACCACUGUCCUAGGAUACUUACCCCAGGAGCUGCUUGGAACGUCAUGCUACGAAUACUUCCAUCAAGAUGACUUGCCACAUUUAGCAGAACGACAUCGAAAAGUGCUGCGGAGUAAAGAGAAAAUAGAGACACAUUGCUACAAAUUCAAAACGAAACAUGGCUCUUUUGUCACACUACAAAGUCGGAUGUUUAGUUUCAUAAAUCCCUGGACCAAAGAAGUAGAAUACAUAGUGUCAACCAAUACUGUCAUGUCCAGUGACCACAGUCCAACAGACAGAUCUGGGGACAAAGCAGAACCGUCAAGUAAUUCCAAGGCUUCAGAAGACGAUGGCAAUAAGUCUCUUCCCAUCAUCCCGGGGAUCUCCAGUGCUUCCAGUACCAUGAUCUAUGCAGGGAGCAUCGGGACCCAGAUCGCUAAUGAGCUGCUGGACUACAACAGGAUGAACUCGUCCCCAUCCAGCGGUAAUGUCAGCCCCUUCACUGUGCUGAAGGACAAGUCUCCUCUGCAACUUGCACUGUCCAGCAGCAGCGUGCCAAAUGGAGAGGUGGCAGACCUAGAGAUGCCAGGGAAGUCCAGUUCAGAGGAAGGUGAACAACAAGAACUCAAAAGACCACAAUUCCCUGCAGGAGAAUCACUCAUGGUGGAAACUUCCCAGCUGGAUAUGGAGAAUAUGAUGGACCCUGGCCUGGGAGGCCUUAGUAAUGACGAGGCGGCCAUGGCAGUGAUUAUGAGCCUGCUGGAGACGGACGCCGAUCUGGGCGAGGCGGUGGUCAUGGAUGAGAUCAACUGGUCCCUCUGAACUGGUCCCUCUUUGUCUCAUCUCUCCUGAAACUCUCCACGUCUCACUAAAAUUGACUGCACUGAUCUCUCUGAAACUUGCCACAGCUCACUGAAAUUCUAAACCUCUCUGAACCCCCCCCCCCCCCCCCCCCGGCUCUCUGAAACACACUACAGCUCUCAAUAACUUGACCCAAACACAGCAUUUCCCUCAGUACAGUUUUCUCUAUCACCAGGUAUCGUCUCCCUUUUUAAAACAUAUUUUAUUUAUUUAUAAGUUGUUUUAGUUUUUUCCACAUAAGCUGUGUAAUCUUCAGGUGGCUGUUUACAUUUUUUUUAAGACAAUGGGAUCGAGUGGCGAUAAGGGACAACAGCUCUCCACCACUUUCAGUGGGAGGAAGAGAAGAGUCUGAGGCUAUGCCUACAAAGCAUUUCAGGUGGCCAUUUUGACUAUUCUUGGCGGCUAAUUGUCCGUAUCCGCUUUCCUCAGACCUACAGAUCACGUUCCCCUGCUCAGACGUUGCAUACGUCUACCAAUUAUUGUGUGCCAAGUCAUUGACUGUGUCAUCGACUGACAGAUUGCUAUAACAUAUGAUGUGGUUAGCUGAUACGUAAAAUACCUAUCCAGGGGUUGUAAGAUCUGGCAUGCAUCAGCUACGCCUGGGCAGAGGAACGCGCCCACAGUCUCUCCCCAUCGCUGGAGUGGCCUUAGGAGGCGUGGUCUAUUUGAGCAGCAGCCUUUUUGUGCCCCCACGUGUCACAUCCUAUAAGACUAUGGCUGAAUCCCAAAUCACUCCCUUCACCCCUUGACCCUCCAGUUAGCUUUCACGCUUGCCUCCGCCAUAUGCACAAGUGUCCCAAAGCAGAGGGAGUGAAAAUUGUCAUAGGUGUGGGGGCUAAUUAGACAGCCAAGCAAACAAGGCUGCAGGCUUUAGAGCGAAGUGCUAUCCCGACACGCUCCGCGAUAUGUUUUGAGUUUGCGCAUUUUUAUUUGAAUAUACAAGUAUUUGAAUAUUGGAAUGCAUUUGGCAAUACACUUGGAAGGUAUUGGCAUGUAUUUGAAAAUAACCAGUAUUUAUACAAAUAUUUAAAUACUCCCAUGCUUUUGAACCCAGGUCUGUUUGGUCCUAGGUUUAUUUUAAAUAAUAUAUUUGGAAGUAACUAUUUGAAAAUACUUAUGCUUAAAUAGUAGGCUAUUUUAUAGGAAAUCAUUUGAAAAUCCUUCUAAUAGAAGUAGUUGAUUCGGCACCACAUUAUUUUAAAAUAUUUAAAUACACAGGUCUGGUUGACAUUGACAUUGAGAGUCACUGAUAGUCCGCUAUCAAUGUGCCACUUAGAGAUUUUCCCACCAUCAGAGUAACUGGGCGUGUCACGGCCUAACCACCAACUCUCUGGCACACAGCAUUUGGACCGACGUGUGAAGACCUGGUAUGGAUAAAUGCCACAUUCACCCACCAUCUUGACCCAUUCUUAAAAACUGAAAUGGAGGUUUAAGGGAAUAGACUUAAAUUCUAUUAUUAAAAUAGAGAUGUAUCAAAUACCUUAUAUCAAAAUGUACAGUUUAUAAAUGAUCUCUGAAUCAGGGAUCACUCAGGGAGCAACAGAACAGAAACCACCCCUCAUUCCUCCAUUUCAUGUUUAUUCAAUCUUUUACACUUUUUUUAUCACUUGUAGCAGUAUUUUAUUUCUCAGGCUAUAUAUCACACACCUAUAGUAUGUGGGAGUACAGAAGUUGGUAUUGUUGUAAAGUGAUUUGUUUUCUUUUUACAACGUUUUUCGGCUUUAUGACGCCCAUGCUUUGACUUAAUUUCAUGUGUCAUAAUGCACUGAUAGACAACAGUCUUAUAUGGCUCAUUCAGGAGGUGCUACUUCAGAGGUAAACCAAGUAGUUUGUGGUGUGUGGAUUCUUUAAGGGACUACUAUGCAGAGUGAAUGUUCCAGAACAUCUAUAUAGAUCUCUGUCUCUCGCUUAUUAUUCAAACCAGGGGUUGUAACCAUAAUUAUUUUCGUUACAUUCCACUGUUCCGCCCAGCAAAAUAAAGUUCUGAAGUGGUUCAAAACCCCCCCAAAAAAAUGGUUUAUAUCAUUCCUUUCUCUUCCUUUUUAAACCUCUUUAGCUCAACAUUAAAUGACUUCACCAAUCAGUGUGGGUAGAGCAGCUUGCUAUGGAGGGGGCAAGCUGUAAUAGAUGUUUACAUGCAUUGGACAGACAUGUGUAGGGCACAAGAUGUGACUGAAAUUUUGCAGGUGGGGAGGGAGCGAGCAAUAGAGGGUGGAGGAGGCUUGGCUUGAAGCGCUGGGCAUUUUGUUAUUACAUGCAUUAUCUGAAUUAGGAUCACAGCAUUAUACUUGCGGAGGAGCAGAUUCAAUGAAGGAACUUUGGACGUCUUUGAACUUCCAAGAGUUGGCUUAACUUUGGACCAGAAGCUUUGUGUGUGUGUGCAGAGCGUCACCAGAAUUUAAAUAAAAACACAUUUGACCUUUUUGUAGUUAAUAAAGCCAACUUGAAACAUGAUAAGUAUAGUAUCCUUAACUAGUAUUGUGUACGUUUAUCCAUUCUUCUCAAAUAAAAAAAUCUAUCUCUAAUUUUGGAAUAAUCACACUAAUGUCAGCAGGCCACCACACCCUACAUACUCAAUAGAGUACAUGCCAUAUACACACUCGAAUACGACCCCCACUACCUGUCUGUGUCUAUGUUUUGGAGGGCGAGAGAUAGGUAGCCUACACACACUGGCAAACAUUUUCAGCUGGCAGGCAGACACUGGAAUAAGUUUCUGAGGGACAGAGUGAGGGCUUUGCAUAGGCACUUUUUUUAAGGAGGGGGGGGGGUACUGGGGGGGGAAAAUGCCCUGAAGGUAAAAUAACAAAUUAACCAGUUUUUUUUUGUGAUCAAAUUUGUUUUGCUAUUGGUAAGACAGGUACACAUGGACAAAGAAACAAGUAACAAGACCUGGACAAGACAAAAAUAGCCAACUACUUUAUUUGUAGUUGCCCAUUUUACCAUUGCCCCACCAAACUAUAAGAAGCUGAAGCUGGAUAAGCAUACUUUUUAAAUGUGGUGGCUCGAGGUCAUGUCAGUAAGCCCAUCACCUGCCAUCCAUGGUCACACUGAUUGGUCUAUGGUCACCAUGCUUUGAAUGAAUAACGGUUUUUGUGAGGUAAGACUAAAGAACUAAAGUCAUGACAUAUCUUUAAAAUGAUGCUAUCUUUAAAAUGAUGCUGUUUAAACUCCAAUGCCUGUGUGCAUACUGCUGUUUUAGCCCAUCCCGCCACGGUCGUUACUUUUUAAAGUUUGUUCACAUUUUGUGCCAGUAAUGAUUUUGAUUCGGUUCUGAGGGUGGGAUGGAUGGAGGUGUAUUGUGAGUUCUGAAGAACACUGUCUCUGGAGCUCCACGUUUGCUUCAAUACUAAGGGAGGCACCAAUCCACUAGGACCCCCACUACCUGUCUGUGUCUGAAGUGCCUCAUGCCAUUUCUGCAUGGAUACCUGAGAAGUAUAUUACAAACCAUCAGUCCCACCUUACCUCUCAACACAUUAAAUGGUAUGGCAUUUCCCCUCUCGACUGUUUAUUGGAUCAUGGGAUUAAUCGGAAGUAUGAAACACGAUUGGUGGCUGGAUUUGACGUGCCAAUCACGAGCCUGAUCACAGAUGAUGGCAUUCAACAAGCAAGCUGUGAAAGCAUGUGCCAUAGAUACAGGCUGGUCCUAUAAAAGGAAAAAAGUUGUAUGAUUUUAGUUUGUUUUAAGAUGUUUUUUUUCUUCUAAUAUCGUUGUACUGUAUUUGUGAAUGCCCUGAAUUGUGAAACGGUUAAAGUGUACGUUUGUACAGUAGGGCUGCCGCCCACCCUAUUGCCAUUGUAUGGUGGCAUUGAGUGGAAGUCGAGUACUGUUCUGUACUUUGGUUAGAGUCAACCUCAACUGCCCCUGUCCCAGUUUGGAAUCCUAAACAUUAUCCAAGGUAUAGUUAGAUUUAGUGGUUUUUUGGUUCCCUUUAUAUCCCGCCCAGUUGAUCUUAUUGCAUGCAGCUGCUUUUGUAUCCUUUUUUUUAAUGCAUUUUUUGUUUUCGCCUUUAAAAGACAAACUAGGGUAUGAGAGACUGGUAUGUGUGUAGGCGUGUGAAUGAGUAACCAUAAACCAUUAUCUGUGGACUGAUGAGGCUUCAGAAACUGUUUCCCAGACUAGUGCUGUUUCCCAAUUAAUGCGGAUGCCCUAGAAUCUAGACAAACCAAUGUUUUAUUGUGCUUGUGGCACAGGGAUCCCAGUUGGCCACAGUUAGCCUUGCCUUUUAGCCUAUCCACACACAAGCAAGGCCCUUCUUUACCUGCGGGCUCAGAGAAGAGCUGUUUGUUAGCAGGGGAGGCUAGUCAGUGACGCAUUCACAGCUUCAAAAUCACCUGUCUGUUUUUUAAAAUAUACUGUAUUUGUUACUAACUGUUAGUGUAUCUGUUUUGUUUGUUUUAAUAGUGGGCUUAAGAAACACUUAAAGAUUCAUGGCAUUAUUGCUGCUUCAACAGGUCUGGUCUAUGGCAGAGAGGCUGUCUAAGCUGUCUUGUGAAAAAAGGUUAUUCUUAAUAAACAUUAGUUUCCUUUUAA